Messenger RNA from Balearica regulorum gibbericeps (East African grey crowned-crane), 1258 nucleotides. The record is from RefSeq and is a predicted model, not a curated record. Lineage: Eukaryota; Metazoa; Chordata; Aves; Gruiformes; Gruidae.
CGUCAACGCCUGCGUAGACGUGGUUCUGUCCGGUGUGAAGUUGUUAGAGGCACUCGGUCUUGAACCUGGGGAUGGAAAAAAUCAUGCGGUCUUGAACUCCAGACAGGACCUAAAAGAAGCAUUUGCUCACUUCAUGGAAAAAGGGGCAGCUGCCGAGCGCUUCUUCAGCGAUGCCGAGUCUUUCCAUCACAUUGCACAGACAGCCUCCGAGUACCCUGGUGCACAGCUUUACGUAGGAGGAAAUGCUGCUCUCAUUGGUCAGAAGCUUGCAACAAAUCCAGACCUGAAGAUCCUCCUUUGUGGCCCAGUUGGUCCUAAACUCCAUGAACUACUUGAUGACAAUGUGGUUGUGCCACCUGAAUCCAUGCAGGAAAGAGACGAAUUCCAUCUUAUCUUGGAGUAUCAAGCAGGCGAGGAGUGGGGACAAGUGAGAGCACCCAACGCCAACCGCUUUAUCUUCUCCCAUGACCUAUCAAAUGGCGCCUUAAAUAUGCUGGAAGUGUUUGUGUCCAGCUUGGAUGAAUUUCAGCCGGAUCUUGUGGUACUUUCAGGACUUCACAUGAUGGAAGGCCAGAGCAAGGAGAUGCGACAGAGACGACUUAUGGAGGCUGUGGCCUCCAUCUCGGAUAUCCCUACUGACAUUCCCAUACACCUGGAGCUGGCCAGUAUGACUGAUCAAGAUUUUAUGAGCAACAUCGUGCAUCAGCAGGUCUUUCCCCUGGUGAACUCCAUUGGGCUGAACGAACAGGAGCUGCUGUUCCUCACGCAAUCCGCUUCUGGUCCCCACGCCUCCCUUGCUUCCUGGACCGGAGUUCCCGACGUGGGUGUAGUCAGCGACAUCCUCUUCUGGAUCCUGAAGGAGCACGGGAAGACCGCAGAGCGGGCUUCUGACCUCACGCGGAUCCACUUUCACACCCUGGCCUACCAUAUCCUCGUCACGGUGGAUGGGUACUGGGGCAACCAGGUUGCCGCCGUGGCUGCCGGAGCUCGAGCAGCGGGGACUCAAGCCUGCGCGACCGAAACCAUCGAUACCAGCAAAGUCUUUCUUAAAGCUCCUUUGGAGUUCGUGACCUCCCAGAUAGAGGCACCUUCCAAAAUCUCUUUAAAUCCGGAUGAGCCAGUGGUGCAUUGGCACAGAGAAGGCAUCUCGUUCCAUUUCACUCCUGUUUUGGUGUGUAAAGAUCCCGUCCGGACCGUGGGACUUGGGGAUGCUAUUUCAGCUGAAGGACUCCUAUACUCAGAAGUAUAUCCACAAUAG